ACACACACACACAUUUAUCAAACACAGACGCCGUCUCAGACAAGGCUGGACUGAAAGAAAAGAGGCUGGAGAAAGAGAGCCGUUAGAAAUGUGGGAAGAGAAAGUACUUUUCAGUGCCGCGUGAAAACAUAGAAAUGGAGUUACAAGGACUGUGAAGGAGACCAAAAGAAAAAGGGGAGGACAGUGGGAAACAGAGAAGAAAAAAAGAGGGACUGAGAGAGGGAAGACAGCAGCUGAGAAUGUAGCACACCAGAAGAAAGAAAUAGCCAUGGGUUCCCAGGCUGUGGAGGACUGUGUACAGAGCGCCCUCUCUUCACUCUAUCCUCCAUUUGAAGUGACGGCUCCCCCACUCCUCUCACAGGUUUUUUCUGUGCUAGAGGGAACAUACCACCAUGACUCACUGAGAUAUCUAGUCGACUUCUUUGUGCCAGCCAAGCACCUCCUGCAACGUCUCCAGCAAGAAGCCUGUUCCCAGUAUAUUGGCUUCCUGUUUCUCCAUGAAGGAUGGCCUUUAUGUCUUCACGAGAAGGUUGUUGUUCACUUGUCCACGCUCGAUUGGAAGAAUCUUCAGCCUGGAGACUUCUACUUGCAAGUGGUUCCCUUUUCUGCUAGGACUCCCAGACUAGCUGUCAAAUGUCUGUCUACUGGAGGACGUACAGUACAAGAGAUCCUAGUGCCAGAGUCUGACCACAGCCAUAUUUUUACUCCAGAAUGGCUUAAUGGUCUUAACAAAGAAAGGACAGGAGCCCGACUGGAACGAUGUCUCCUUAUAACUGACACUGGCCUGAUCCGGGCAACCUGGGAAGAGAUUGUCUACCCUCAGUUUAUUCAUAAGCCUGGAAGCAUAGUGGGGAGUUUGGUGACAAGUACAGACCCUACACUUCUAAAAGUUCCUGCAGGACAAAAUGAGGAGUUUGACCAUCACAAUUCUGAAAUCCCUACACAACCAACAGAGGGAAAGCACUUACAUAAUGACUCAAAUCUUAAAAAUGAACUGGAAGGAGAGUAUGUAGAGCUUCUUGAAAUCGACGUAAAGGAGUGCUAUUUAAAUCCUGGAGAAGCUGACUCAAAACGAAGGUAUCUAGAGGUUCAUGGAAUUUCAAAAACAAAAACGGUCCCCCUUUGCAAAAGCCAAAACAAAGGGAAGAGCAAAAGACACAGAGCAUGGCUUCAUCCAAAAACCGGUGGAACUGUUAAACCACUUCUGCCUUGCAGCAUGACACAAGUUGAGAGUCCGGAGUCAUCAGAGCAAUUUCUGAACAUGGGAGAUCAUGAAAUCAAGGAAUUGGGUCCAGAAGUAAUGACCGACCUGCGUGGCCUUGUGAUUGAACCUGAGGUGGUUCAUGAUCUUAUUCAUGUAAGCAGUACGGAAUUUGAUCAUUUCUCAUCAGGAUCAGAUGGUGAAGGUUUUAGUCCACUGCCUUGGACAGACAGUCCUACAUUACAAAUUGAAAGCAGACAUGUUGAAUCUGGUGCUCAAAACCAAUCCAGCCAAGAAAAUAUUUUUAGGAAGUCUGACGAUAAUGGUACAAAUCAAAAAGCUGCUAAGGAUAUGUCAAAUAAAGACAUUCCACUGCUAAACCUUUCCAUGCAUCCUUCAUCUCAGAAAACGAAUUGUGCUAUUGUAGAAGGUCAGAACCUUACCAAUUUACCUGAUACAGUCAAUGAUAGCAGCAAAGUAGAACUGUCAGAAAGCGUAGGUUCUUCUGUCCAGAUAACACAAUUUUCACAAGACAAAGCAUCGAUGAAAGAAGAGAUGGCACUUUCCUUAUGCAAUGAUGCAGAGCAAAACCAACAGCCUGUGUUAAAUUCAGUGAAACCACUGGGUAAAAAAAAAAACAAACAGGGUGACAAAACACCAGCAACUGAAAAGACUUUGGACAUAAAGAACAAUUGUAAUUUGCUUUUAGACAGGAAUAACUCAGGUAAUUCAACUACUGUGGCCCAGGGUUCAUCAGAGCAUCCUGUGAGAACGGAAACCAAAUUACCUUCUCAACAGUCAUUGGUUCCAACUACUGAGGAAACAAAAUCAAAAUCUGAAUGUAACAACAAUUCCAACCUCAUUUGUCCCAUGGAUCAUAAAAAUUCUGACUUAAAAAAGAAUCCUAAAGGAAAAACUUUAGGUUCAAAUAAUGGUGAGCCAUCGCCAGCUGUGGCCGAAGGAGGCAAAGUGCCAGUCGCCAAAGUAAAUGUAACUAGGAAUCCUGCAUCUAAAGGCAACAGGAGGAAAAAAAAGGGUAAAUCUGGCAGAGGAAAGUCAAAGGCUACUGAACAAGCAGGAAGAGGAAAUAAGGCUCUCCAGAAUGCAAAAGACCGCCCAGCGACUCCUAGCAAAGAGAAGCAGUCUGUGCAAACGCAGGACCCUGACAUCAAAGCUGGAGAAAACGACACAGCUUCAGACUUACCAGCCUUUGCCACCAACGAGCCUAACAUUUCAGAGCAUUGUCAGCCUGGGGACAACGGGGAACAUUUGCCACCUCUGCCUGAAUGUGACUCUCAGCCACAGGUGGUCAGUUCUGCUGAUGACGCUGGAGAUUUGCAGCAAGAUUCAUCAAACCAGGAUGUCACUCCAUCCGAAAACUGCGAAAUGACACUCAGGUCCAAUAAUGAACCAGAUCCACCCACGGGGGAACACCAUACUCACAGCCUGGAUGGAGAAGAGGAACAACCAAAGGUUGAGCAAAUUGCUGAUGAUUCAUGCUCCACUCCACAUCUACUCCGUGACUUGAAUCCUGAGCUUCUGUUGUCCGGGCUGCUGACACUACCAGGCACCCAUGACAAGGAAGGCCACAAUCUUGUUUUGAUUGAGAUGAAGAAUCCAAGCUGGCAGUACCCCGCAGAGGAAGUGGCACGUGCACUGGCGUGUUUCCAUUCACUCACCAGGGUGUCAUCCAAAGAAUCCGAUCUCACUAUUUUGUUAGACUCUCGUCGCGCCCUCUUCUCGAUGGAUAUUUUAUCUCCACUUCAGGCUUUCCAGGAGAAGUCACCAUCUGCAAUUUACAGAGUCCUGUUGGUACUUGAUCAUGAUUCAACCAUCAGUGUGGAAAACAUCUCACUCCUACAGUUGGUGGUGGUGAAGGGAUUAUCAGCACUUCAAGCACACGUGGAUUCUACACAGCUUCCUAUUAGCCUGGGUGGUGCCUCUGUUCACUGUCACAGUGACUGGAUCUCUUUUCAACUGCGAUUAGAAGAAUUCUCGCUUUCCUGUCAGAGGGCUUUGUCUCUUCUAGGAGAGGCUUUGGAUUUCCUUGAAAAACAUCAGUUGCCUGACUCCACCAAGACCGUCGCCUCUUGUGUUGAUGAUCACCAGAAACUAAUGAAAACCGUAUUGGUAGAUGAGAGGAUCACUUGCCUACAGAUGGAAGGAGGAGCAAAGCUGGCCCGACUUCGCCGAGAGGCAGACCAUUCCUCCAUGUCUCAGACCUGCAGGGAUUCACUCUCCACCACCUCUGACCUUUAUAACAGAGUGGAUGAUGCUCUUCAUCAGUUGGUCAUGCUAUCUAAUCAACGGCUGCGGGACCUGGAAACCAUUGGACGACUGGGUGCCUUAGAAUCCAAACUGGAAAAGGUGGUUCACUGGGCAUCAGAGGUUGGAAUGACCAGCCUGGAGAGCUACAAAGAUCUUGGGGACUCCCUGGAGUUACUUAGGCAAAAACAGAAGGAGUUUAUUGAAUUCAGUCGGACAGCAGGGGAGCAUUGCUGUGAUGGCUUUGAAGCUCUAAGAAAGAUUGAAUGCUGGGAUUAUUUUCCUUCCCCUGGACUUCAGGUCAUCCAAGAAAAGGUGCCAGAAUACAGACAAAAACUCCAGGAAUUUUCCAACGCUGUAGGGAAAUGUCAGAGCACCAUGGAGAAGACGAUCCAACUUUAUGAAUUUUUUAGUGAGGCCUACAACUGGUCACUGGAAGUGAUGCGUCAUCUUUCUCAGGUCUCAGCAGAGGAUUGCAUGUCUUCAGCCCAUUGUUCGGAAGCCCUGGUUCGUUUGCAGCGUUGCUGUCGGGAUUUACCAGAAAUUUCUGAAGCAAGGUUUGCUGAAGCUCAGAGCAUAGCCAAGGAAAUUGGAAACACUACCUCAAACAAAACAAUCAUGGACCACUGGACAUUCGCCAAGACCAAAUACACAGAGACAUGCUCAGUGUUGCAUCAAAGACUGGAAAUGGCACAAAAAACACAACGAGCAAAACUCGGCGGAGUGCCCUCAAGGAGUAUGACCAAUCUUUGCCUUGAAGCUCAGCAGUCAGUCCUGCAUUCGUGGGGCUCUUUAGCUUCUCUACACCAAGACCCCUUCUUUCCAAAUCACACUUCCACUUUAAGGGCUGAUGAUGUCCCCAAUGACAAUAAUUCUUUAGGAAUUAAUACCACCUCCUCAACUUCUUUCCCUUGGCUGGGGAAUGCAGUUUUGAAACCUUCAUCAUCUCGAUGGUAUCUGCAAGGUUUCUUAAAAGAUCAUACCAAGCAGUCAACAUGCCUGGAAAACAUUUCAGCUCCUUGUAAGCCAAACCGGAAAAGGAACCCUAGCUUUGACUUCCAGGCUCUUCUUGGAUCCAGAAGAGCCUCAAAAGACUCAGGGAAGGCAGAGGACUCUGUGUCAUCUCCCUUGCUCUGGCUUGGUAGAAAAUCUGCACAGUUGGGUCCCAAAGCAGGUCAGACUGGAGUGCAUAUAAAGGGAUUAGAAGUAAGCAGCAGAGAAGUAGUGGAUCAGACUUGUUCACCCAGACAACAUGUUCUUCUGGCCCGGACUGGGGUGCCUAUAAUGAACGCACCCUGGGGAUGUACACCAAAACAGGAACGAAAGAACACUAGCAGCAGUAAAACUCAGAGGUUAGCUUCUGUACUGGCCAGCUCUGAACUCGAGUAUGUGAGUGCUCUGCACCAUGUGGAAGAGUGCUACCUUCCUGAGACAGAACGACGGGACCUUCCUCAGGAGCUGCGGGGGAAACGAGGGGUGAUCUUUGCCAAUUGGGAGAAGCUGACAGCUUUUCAUGCUCAUUUCCUCCUCCCAAUCAUCGAGGAUGCUGUCAGUCAACCUCUGUCACUUGGAGAUUGCUUUCUAAAAUUUAGACAACAAUUCAAACUUUAUUCCCUUUACAUAAAGAACAAGCCCAAGUGUGAUGUUCUACUCUCAAGUCAAGGAAAUUCUUUCUUCAAGCGGCGACAGCUAGAGCUUAAGGACCCUCUUGAUUUAUCCCAAUACCUUCAAGCACCAUUGCUGAGGCUGCAGCAGUACUGUGACAUCCUGAAUGAGCUCACGAAGGAAUGUUGUCCAGAGAGAGAUCAACAGAGCCUCCAAAGCCUGCAGAAUGCUGUUGCCAUGCUGAGAUUUGUAAUUCAGCACGGAGAAGAUCUUCAAGCCAGCGACCGCAUAACAGCAUGUGAUGUGAGCUUGACUGAGCAGGGGGAGUUACUGCGACAGAAUGAGUUCACAGUCUUGGGAGGGCGGAAGAAGGUCAUCCGGCAGAUGUUCUUAUUUGAAGACCUCUUGUUAUUCACCAAGCAGAAGACGCUGCACGGAGGCCAGACGGCAUACAUCUACAAGCAUUCUGUGAAGACUGCUGAUAUCGGCUUGACAGAAAACAUUGGGGAUUCAGGAACCAGGUUUGAGAUUUGGGUCCGCCAUUCGAAAUCUAAGGAGGCUUACAUUCUACAGGCCCGUUCUCCAGAUGUCAAGCAGAUGUGGACUCAGGAUUUGGCACGCCUGCUUUGGAGUCAAGCCAUGAGAAACAAAGAAUUACGUCUUCAGGAAUCACUUUCUAUGGGCAUGUGCAGCAAGCCAUUCUUGGACAUUAAGAGCAGCUCCUCUAAUAUCUGCGAUCGCAACAUUGAUUAUUUCCUCAAUGGAAGAGGUUCCCGAAGCAGAGCCUCUGUGGCCGUGUCGUCCUUCUCUAGUGACAGCUCCUUCAGGAGCCCAUCGCCAUUGCCCUCUCCUCUCCUCUCCCCUGGCCUGGGACCCUUGGACUUGCACUUUGGUCAUGGCACACACUUCCAUCAAUCUCGUUUUUACCCAGAAAGCAUCAAAGAAGAAGAUGAUGCCUUUUCUACAGGAAACUUGCUUGACAGUUCAGGUUCUUCAUCUUGUGGCAGUGGUCAACAGAGCCAGCAAGAUCUAAAAUCCAUGAACCUGGAUGUUGCAGGACUCUUCAACCACAACAGCAGCAGCAGCAGCUCCUCUCAAUACAAAAUGCAGAAAUCUGAUCAGCACGUUGAAAGACAGUCAACAGUCGUCUAAAGAAAGUUAGUAUGUCAUUUGUACAAGAUCACAUCUCUUGGGACCAUCCAAAAACAACUGGAAAAAAUGAUCUGUAACAAAAACAUCUCAAUGAGAAUGUUGAAACUGAAAUAAAAUAAAAGAAAGGAAAAACAAAAAACAUUAACACCGAAACCAAAAGGCAAUGAAAUUUUCAGGAGUAAUGAAAAACACAGAUCGUGUGGAAACAAAAUGUCUUCACUGGAAUAUAAACGGUGGAAAGAAAACUAAACCAGUUUGGAAUCAAUGGAAAAGCAAAGAGGAUUAAACUGGAAUAACCACAGGACAGCCAUCUUGCCAAAUUUUAACUGUCAAAAGAAUGCUAUUUUUUUUAAGCCAAAAAAUAUUCAUGGUGUUGUUGGGCUGAUCAACUUGGGAGUGAUUUCUAAGCUAUGAUGGUGUUUUGGAGCCCUAAGUUUAGUAAGAUACGUUCCUUUUAGAGCCAGGCUAAUUGUACCUCAUUGAAACAGAAUGGUGAACAUCCCCACUUAUGGUAUGGCUGACGUAGGGGAGUUCUUCAACAUAUUUUCUCACUUUCUUACUUCAAACAUUUGACUUUGUAACAUUGUAACUCUUAGUCCUUACUAUUAGUAUUCAUGUUAGUAUGAAGUCAUUAACAUGGCCGUGUCUAUCUAUUUGCACAAAUCAAAACCAGAAAACUGUACAAUUCAUAUGACCAGAAGCAUAAGGGAAGCUGAAAUUUACACCCAUUUACAGACAUGUUUAAAAUUUGUUGUGACAGCCGUCAACAGCAUCCACUGAUGAGAAGCAGGAAGAAGCGGGGGCCAUCACACUCACUGAACGAACAAUAAUAAUAGAUCUAUAACAAUAGCUGUUAAUGAUAAUGUGGUGAAAAUAGCUAAACUUAAAUGACAUUGCAAUUAACCAAAAAAAUUGUUCUCAAUGCUUUUAGAAACUUGUAGACCACCAGUGUAGUUUAAUUAACUGAAAGUUAGAAUGUUAUGUUCAAUUAGAAAAUUCAUUCAUUAGAACCCUUGUGACGAGAACAGUCCAUUCAGCCCAACAAGCUUAUCCAUCAAAUUCCCCAAGAGAAUCCAAAAUAACAUCAAGUUGAGGUUUGAAAGGCCCUAAAGUCCUGCUCUUCACCUCACACCCUGGCAACAUUUUUAGUAUAAAUGUCCAGUUAUGCCAGAAUAGACUCCAGCCCAAAUCAAACCUAAAAUGUAUUAAGUAGGAAUGACAGUAUGUUGUGUUUAAACUUAUUAUGAAAUAUUUUUAAAAAAUAACGUGUGGAAACGUUUUUAAGAAUCUUCAUAAAUCCGUUAGCAGUCCAACUUCUUUUGAAGAUCUCUUUAUUGCAGUUUCUUGGGGUCAAAAGAAAGGAAAGUGACCUGACCUAAUAAAAUUUUAAUAGCUUAGAUUACCCUCUGGUCAUGACAAUAUGUUAGGGUACAAGGGAGUUAAAAAAUUGAAGCACUCGUCACGGCUUGAUCUCACCCACUUAUUUCCCAUAUAACAUGGAUGAGACUACAAAAAUAGAAAAUACAAAUAAAAGUCUUUUCCACAAUAUCAAAAUAUGACCAAAGCAGCCUGGACAGUAUGAAAUAGAAAAAAUAUCAAGAAAGGAGGAUCUUUAUAUGUACCGUGAGUAAUCGAACUGCACUAAACCCCUCUUUAUGAAUUUCCAUUGUUAUUUGACGUUUAUAAAGAACUUUCCUUGAAUCCCAGAAAUAAAAGAAUCAAAAAAGUCACUAAUUUGCAUGUGUAUGUAACCCUGAACACCAGAUAUUCACUCAAUGCUGCACUUUUAAAAAACAAACAGACAAAAUCAAUAAACGUUUGAAUGACUGAUUAUUCUUUACUAAGAGUAACCCUUUAUUUAAACGUGACAAUGGGUACUUAAGAUUUAAGAUGUGUGUUUGUGUGUGUGCAUGUGUGUGUGUGCUGGGGGCUCAAAAAUCAUUUGCAUAACAAGUAAAGUCACUACUCAUUUAGAAAUAACAAAGAGAGAGGUGGUGCAGAGCUGCUACUUCGCAAUCCUGGGUUCAAACACUGACCCAAGUACCCCCUGAGGGGAGUUGCUCAUUCUGCACAUUCUGUUUAUGCUCAUGGAGAUUUUCCUUCAGUACUUACUAUAUCCUUCCGAAUGUGUAAUCGGAUACAAAAAUCACGUAAUCUUUAUUUUAUAGAGCACCAUUAACACCAAAAUACAUUACAAGAUGCUUUAAAUGGUUAACAAGAUUACAACAGAAGGUUGACCAAUGACUCUUAAAUGGCCUGACAUAUGGAUACCUGCAUAGGUGUGCCCUUUGAUGGACUGGCACUUCAUUUAGGGUUUGCUGCAAAUGCUGGAGGGGUGGAAUCCUUUUCCCACAACCUAAUUCUGGAAUUUGGGGGGUUGUUUUGAAAUGGUUGUAUAAUAAUAGAGAUUAACUAAACAAUAGUUAAGAUCACCCUCAUAAAUGUCUCCAAGAUGGAUAUACUUUAUUACAACAAGCAUGAGGGAGCCUGCCAGGUGUACUGGUCAGUUCACCAUGACAAGACUGGAGAAUAUAACAAAGCAACAGUCCUCCUAAAUACGUGAGGUUUAUUUGCAUAUCAGAGUUAAGAUACACAGAUUGCACCAAUCAGCAUACAGAUACAUGAUAUCAUCUUCAGCACACCUAUAUCUACAGGUCCUAGACGAACUAGGCAGUCACAAAGAGCGGCGAAGUUUUUAGUGGGUGGAGGUAUUUUGUCGAUCAACCAUCAUAGACGUAGCAUAUAAAAACAAUCAUGCCCAUAAGUUGAUCAGAUGUCGGUGUUGUGUCAUGCUAGAAUCUCAAUGGUAAACCCCCCCACCACCACCUGCUUUUCCAGGCAAUGUAUGUAUAGCAAUUGCUUUCAAGACCAGAGCUGGUACCGAUUAAAUACAGUAUUUUUGUAAUUAUUACAAGGAUGGCCAAAUGCAUUUGUAUUACAAUAUAU
This is a messenger RNA of Erpetoichthys calabaricus (reedfish), 9169 nucleotides long. RefSeq names its product rho guanine nucleotide exchange factor 40-like. Gene Ontology annotation, molecular function: guanyl-nucleotide exchange factor activity. The transcript has 25 exons. The coding region runs from base 269 to 6223 and encodes 1984 amino acids. The record is from RefSeq and is a predicted model, not a curated record. NCBI's taxonomy places the organism in Eukaryota, Metazoa, Chordata, Cladistia, Polypteriformes, Polypteridae.